AUGGGGUGGUAUUGGCAAGUUACCAGCUUCGCGCUGUUGUUUGUAUCGACAGCAGCCAAGGAGCUCUCUGAUGUUUCGUACCGAGAUACCGCACCACACGACCUUGACUCUCAUGCCGACAAGCUUCAGCAGGAUGAUUCACAACCGGAUCUCACACAAUACGACGACUAUGGCCUCUUCGAGGAAGAUGAAAAUGCCAUAAUCGCUGCUAGAGACUUCGAACGAACUGCAUCUCAAUCAACCAUCGUGUCGGUGACGUCGCUACCUAAAUGUGUGGAUAUCGGUAUCACAUGGUCUGAUGGCGCGACUUGGAAACGCGACAAUUGCACACUGUGCCAGUGUUUCGCUGGUCGAGUUAACUGUUCGGUGAUGCCCUCCUGCCUUACAGGGUUAGCAGGACAAGGCGCUUUUGUACCAACGGGUACAUUACGAGGGGCACCUGGAGCAGCCGGGGACAAUGGCCCGCCCGGACCACCUGGCUUACCUGGUGUCAAUGGAGUCCCCGGUUCACCCGGGUUUCCAGGACCCACUGGUCAAAUGCCUGAUGUAAAUGCAUACUUAGCACAAAUGGCGGCUUCAGCAGGAGGCGAUAAAGGGCCACCCUUUGAUCCAUAUCAGUACAUGCAGGCUUCAGUGGGUGCUCCAGGCAUUAGAGGAAUUGCAGGUCCGCAAGGCCCGCCCGGUCCACAAGGAUUCCAGGGCCCUAGGGGUGAAACAGGUGAGCCAGGACUACCUGGACCAAUAGGACCACCAGGUGAAAGAGGUCCACAGGGAUUACCUGGCAAAGAUGGAUCUCCCGGUGAGGACGGCGAGCCAGGCCCCGCGGGAGCAGUAGGACAGCCAGGAACUCGGGGCUCCCCAGGUAUUCCUGGCAUACAGGGACUAAAAGGACACAGAGGCUUUGAUGGAAAAGAUGGUGCCAAGGGAGAUCAAGGCUUGCCAGGAGAAAAGGGCCCUACAGGAAUGCCUGGACCAAUGGGCCCAACAGGACCUGUAGGCCCUAUUGGUGCCAGAGGUGAAAGAGGACGUGAGGGUGCUCCAGGUGCCCCAGGCAUGCGUGGAGCCGAUGGUGCUCCUGGACCACCAGGAUUAAUGGGCAACAUUGGAAAACCAGGAUCACCAGGUUUUCCUGGAGCCCCAGGUUUGAAGGGUGAACAGGGUGCAUCUGGACCUAAAGGUAGUCAAGGAUUGCAAGGACCGCGCGGAGAAGCAGGGCGCCCCGGUCAACCUGGUGAUGUUGGAGCUUCUGGUAUUCCUGGACGUGAUGGCGUACCUGGAGAAAAGGGUGUGCAAGGGCAACCAGGAGCUUCUGGCCCUCAAGGUUUCCCAGGACCCAGGGGCUUACCUGGAGUUGCUGGAGAAGCAGGGAUACCUGGGAGUAAAGGAAUGCCAGGUCAACCAGGGGAAAGAGGUCAAAAAGGAGAUUCAGGUAUAAGGGGAGAGUCUGGUGCUCCAGGGCCUCGAGGCCUCCCUGGUACCAUGGGCCCCGAAGGCAAACGUGGAAAGAGGGGUCUCAGAGGGCCAGCUGGUAAUGUCGGACCCUCAGGUGAAAGAGGCUUACAAGGCGUGAGAGGCCUGCCAGGUUCAGAUGGUCCUGUUGGGGCUAAAGGUCAACCUGGAGAGAGGGGAAGUGUUGGAUUUCCGGGGGCAAAAGGAAGUUUGGGCGAUGCUGGCCGGCCUGGGCCGCAGGGGAUGCAAGGUCUUAGAGGACCUGUAGGUCGUCCAGGAAUACCAGGCAAAACAGGGCCUCAAGGUGAAAGAGGUAUUCCUGGUGCAGAUGGCAGGCCUGGUGAACAAGGAUCUCAGGGCAUACAAGGUGCACCUGGUCUCAGGGGAAGUCCAGGAGAACGAGGUUUACAAGGUGAGGCUGGAAAAGACGGAGAGCCAGGUCAACCAGGACCACACGGACCAAAAGGUGAUGCUGGACGGGAUGGCAAUCCUGGUAUUCAGGGGCCUCAGGGUAUUGCUGGUCCAUCAGGCGAUAGAGGCCCGUCUGGUCCAGCUGGACCAACAGGCUUUCCUGGUAUGCCCGGAGCUGCUGGCUUACCUGGAUCUCCAGGUAAGGAAGGAGAGCCUGGGAUGGCAGGUCCCGCUGGACCACCUGGGCCAUCUGGACCUCGUGGAGAGAGAGGAUUUAUGGGCGAACGAGGGCAGCCUGGUCAACCUGGAACUUCAGGAGAAAAGGGAGAAACUGGCGCUCAAGGACCUGAUGGCCCUCCGGGUCCAGAAGGUCUUAGAGGUAGCAAAGGUCAUCCUGGUCCCAUGGGCGCAAUGGGUAUGCCCGGACCGCGUGGUCUGACCGGUGCACCGGGUGAUAAAGGUGAAAGGGGCGCUGUUGGUCCUACUGGCAAUGAUGGUCCACCAGGCCGUCAAGGUGAACAGGGCCCGCAAGGCCCUAUUGGACCGGUAGGCCCAGCAGGGGAACCAGCUGAGAGAGGAGAGCCGGGUAGCCCUGGAGUUCCCGGCGAACCAGGAGCCAAUGGUUCACAAGGAGAAAGAGGCCAGCCUGGUUCACAGGGUGCUCCCGGAUUAUCAGGCCCACCAGGUUUACCUGGCAUGCCAGGGGCAAAAGGUGAAAGAGGUUAUGGAGGCUUAAAAGGACAGCAAGGAUCUCCGGGAAGCCCAGGUAAACAGGGUGAAAUGGGUCAGCGUGGUCUACCAGGUUUAGCCGGGGCUAAAGGUGCCCGCGGGGAACAAGGAGCAAAGGGAGAAACAGGACAUGCUGGUUUACCAGGACGACCUGGUGAUGUGGGACCAACGGGUCCACAAGGCAGUACAGGUCCAGCUGGGCAAGCAGGUAUUCCAGGUGCUAAGGGAGCGACAGGAGAUUCUGGCAGACCUGGUGCUCCAGGGCCUAUUGGCCUUACAGGGCCUCAGGGUCCUGAAGGCCACAAAGGAGAACGAGGCAGUGAAGGAGAACAAGGGCCGCAAGGUUUGAGUGGCCCACCUGGACCAGCUGGUGAAAGAGGCCCUAUUGGAUUGCCUGGUAUUGUUGGGCCAAUUGGGCCGCAAGGACCUCGAGGGCAACAGGGCGAAAGUGGCGCACCUGGGAAGUCUGGUGUAGACGGAGCUCCAGGACAACAAGGAACACCCGGUCUUCAAGGCCCCCCUGGACCGAUGGGUGAACCUGGACCAGAGGGUAGGCCUGGUAAACAAGGACAACCUGGUAUUUCAGGACGGCCAGGAGACAAGGGACCUCUUGGACCUCCAGGGGUAUCAGGACCUGCCGGACAACCUGGACUUCAGGGACCACCAGGACCAUCGGGACCUGCCGGUGCGGCAGGAGAACGUGGACCUAGAGGUGAAAGCGGUCCACCAGGAGUGGAUGGUCCUUCUGGACCGCCUGGCGCAAUGGGGCCGUCUGGACUUGACGGAGCGAAAGGAGAACGUGGCGAAGCUGGUUCUGAUGGUGCUAAAGGUCAUGCUGGAUUACCGGGAUUGCCUGGAAUGGUGGGAGCUCCAGGAAGACCGGGAGAAAGAGGUUUUUUGGGUCCUAUGGGUCCGCCUGGAAAAGAUGGUGAAGUUGGACCGCGAGGCUUACCUGGCCGUGAUGGAAAUGCUGGACAGCAAGGACCUCCUGGCCAAAUUGGAGGCCGAGGUCCACCUGGAGAACCUGGCAGACACGGAUCUCCUGGACCAGCUGGACCCCCAGGACCCCCAGGGCCACCUGGAGAAGGGCUGGCUUAUGAUGCUGCUGCUUUAUCCGCUAUGCUUCAACAAGGUUCUGUGAAAGGUCCAGAUCUAUUAGGUGAUGAUCCAAAUAUGCUACCUGCUCGCUUCUUUAAAGAGGACAUGACUCCAUCAGAGCGUAAAGAGGUCGUGAUGAAAGCCUAUGAACGAUUGAAAGUUUCUCUGGACAAGUUCCUCAAACCAGACGGAUCUAAGGAAGCUCCAGCGAAGACUUGCGCUGAUAUCAAGUAUCAUCACCCGAGCUUCGAGAGCGGUCAAUACUGGAUCGACCCUAACGGUGGUGAAAUCAAUGAUGCUAUCAUAGUCCACUGUGAAAUGGAGACUGGAAGCAGCUGUAUAUUCCCUAAGCCGAUGCAGUCCAAAGAUAUUUCAUACAGUGGCACGGAACACGAACCCUGGUUAAGCGAGAUGGAAGAAGGCAUUACUGUUUCAUAUAAAGCAGAGCAUUCUCAGCUGACGUACCUACAACUGAUGUCGACGAAAGCGGUGCAAAACGUUACCCUCCACUGUCGCAACACUAUAGGGUACUACGAUCCUAUGACCAACAACUACCGACGCGGCCUCAAGUUGUUGGCCUUCAACGAUGCAGAGAUAAUGCCUAAGGCCAACAACAGACUCAGAUAUAAGGCCUUAUUGGACGAAUGCCAGCACAAGAGUCAGGACUGGGCGAGAACCAUCGUAGAGUACGAAACUGACAAACCUGGCCGUCUGCCUCUCCUCGAUGUGGCGAUCCGUGACGUGGGAAGACCUCAGCAAAUGUUCAGGGUUGAAAUUGGAUUAGCAUGUUUUUCUUAA
Arctia plantaginis is the source of this 4485-nucleotide messenger RNA. The record is from the annotation of a GenBank genome assembly. NCBI's taxonomy places the organism in Eukaryota, Metazoa, Arthropoda, Insecta, Lepidoptera, Erebidae.